Fonsecaea erecta is the source of this 1683-nucleotide messenger RNA. RefSeq lists its product as hypothetical. Gene Ontology annotation, biological process: amino acid transmembrane transport. Gene Ontology annotation, molecular function: amino acid transmembrane transporter activity. NCBI's taxonomy places the organism in Eukaryota, Fungi, Ascomycota, Eurotiomycetes, Chaetothyriales, Herpotrichiellaceae. The record is from RefSeq and is a predicted model, not a curated record. Gene Ontology annotation, cellular component: membrane. The transcript has 2 exons. The coding region runs from base 1 to 1683 and encodes 560 amino acids.
AUGGCGGACAAUGCCGAGUAUGACCCUGAAAAGGGCAUUGAACCCGUCAAGAGCCGAAGUGUCGUGGACGAGAAAGGACGCAAAGUCUCCAUCAGUGGGCGGAAGUCGUCGGUGGUCGAGUCAAUCAUUGCCGCAGACCUGCUUGAUGAACGAUAUGCCACCACUCACCGUGGCCUGAAGAGCAGACAUGCUCAAAUGAUCGCUCUGGGUGGAACUAUUGGUACAGGUCUCUUCGUCGGUUCUGGUCAAACGCUUGCCCUGGGUGGUCCGGCCUUCAUCCUGGCAGCCUAUGUGAUCAUGACCUUCUUGGUAUAUUGUGUCGUGACGGCCAUCACCGAGGUCGCCGCCUACCUGCCCGUCCACGGCGGGACCAUGUCUUACUAUGGAUACCGAUACGUUUCUCGCUCUAUGGGCUUUGCUUUGGGUUACCUUUACUGGUACGCCCUAGGUAUUCUUGUCCCGUACGAAAUCACGGCCGCCGGUCUCGUCAUCAACUACUGGCCCAAUAACGUCAACAUUGCCGUCUGGAUGACCAUUAUGCUUGUUGUCAUCAUCGGGCUGAACUUCCUCCCGGUCAGAUUUUACGGCGAGACGGAAUUCUGGUUCGCCGGAACAAAGGUCAUUUUAAUGACUGGUCUUCUCAUCCUGAGCUUCAUCCUCUUUUGGGGUGGUGGACCUAGUCACGAUCGUCUGGGGUUCAGGUACUGGAACGAUCCGGGCGCCGCACAUCCUUAUAUCGUUGGAGGCAAUACGGGUCGUUUUGUCUCCUUCUGGGAAACUGUCGUUCUGUCCGUUUUCCCCUUUACCUUUGCUCCGGAACUCCUGGUCGUGACCGGCGGAGAAAUGGAAUCACCACGACGGAACCUACCCCUCGCCUCCAAGCGCUACUUCUACCGUCUGGUUAUCUUCUACGUCCUCAGCGUUUUGGCCAUCGGCGUGACCUGCCCCAGCAACGAUCCGCGCUUGACCAACGGCGGAGCCGGUGCCAAAUCCUCGCCCUUUGUCGUCGCCGUCGCCAAUGCUGGAAUUCACACCCUCCCGUCCAUUGUCAACGCCGUGAUUCUGAUCUCGGCCUGGUCGUCCGGCAACUCUUUCCUCUAUAUCUCUUCGCGCGCGCUCUACUCCCUUGCAGUCCAAGGUUCUGCUCCACGCAUCUUCAAAACCUGCAACCGUUGGGGCGUGCCAUAUAUGGCCGUGGGCUGUUCAUCCCUGUUUUGUGGUCUUGCCUACCUCAACGUCGCUUCGUCCGGCUCUACUGUGUUCAACUGGUUUGUUAACCUAACAAACACAUGGGGCAUGACGAGCUGGGUCUGCUGUAUGAUUAUCUACCUGCGCUUCCGCAAGGCCUGCAAGGCUCAAGGGAUCGAGCCUAUCUACCGCAACUGGCUUCAACCUUACGGCGCCUGGAUCGCGAUGGUCGCAUUCACUAUCCUCUGCCUGAUCAACGGCUUUACCGUUUUCUUCCCCAGCAAAUGGUCGGCCUCGUCUUUCUUGACGGCUUACAUCGGAAUCCCCAUUUUCCUCGUCAUGUACGUUGGGCAUCGGAUUGUGUUCUGGCGGGACAAGUGGGCGUGGGACCCGAUCGAGGUGGACAUGAAGACGGGCUUGCAGGAGGUCAUCGACGCCGAGAGACCGCUGAAGAAGAGAAAAGGGUUCGCGAGAAUUUGCAUGAUUAUCGAAUAG